GUCCAUACAUAUAUGAUAUAUAGCCGUCUCAUUUUGUGUUAAUUAUUUUCAGAUUCAGAAUCUUCGAUAUCGUCAACGUUGUGUGUCCUUUUCUUCUGUUGAUUGGCGCCGGCUAACCCCUUUUGUCAAAUUCAUCUGUGUAUUUAUGUGUCAGUGAUUGCCCACCGAAAUUGAAUCACUGAACUAGCUUCAAUGGCUACCGACGAGGAGAGUCCGCUCGUUGCUGAACAAGCUCCAUCGCAACCGCUCAACCACAGGAGAGAUGUUUACUUGCUCUGCUGGGCUUUCCUCCUCAUCUUCUUGGCUUAUGGCGCUGUGCAGAAUUUGGAAUCUACCAUGAAUACUGAAGGGGAUAUGGGCACCAUAUCGUUGGGGAUAUUGUAUGUUUCGUUUGCGAUAUUUUCCCUGGUGGCUUCGAUGGUGGUGAAGAAGAUGGGAUCAAAGAAUGCUUUGAUUCUUGGUACAACUGGAUACUGGCUGUUUAUAGCAGCAAAUUUGAAGCCCUCUUGGUAUACUAUGGUGCCAGCUUCCCUAUACAUGGGAUUUGCUGCCUCUAUAAUAUGGGUUGGACAGGGGACAUAUCUCACGUCUACUGCUACAAGUCAUGCAAACGAUUACAAAUUGCAUGAAGGUACGGUAAUUGGGAAAUUCAAUGGAGAGUUUUGGGGGAUGUUUGCAUGUCAUCAGCUCGUUGGGAACCUUGUCACUCUUGCUUUAUUAAGAGAUGGAGAGGGAGGAACAACCAGUGGCACAACUCUGCUUCUAAUCGUAUUUCUUAUUAGCAUGACUUUAGGUACAAUUCUGAUGUGCUUUUUGAGUAAGAGAAACAGUAAAGAAGAAAGACUGGAGGGCUCUGUCAACACCGUUUCAUCUUCAGUGGGGUCUUUAUUAUCUUCCAUGUUGAAUCUUUUAUUCGACAAACGGAUCCUCUUGGUUAUCCCACUUAUCGCAUAUUCAGGACUACAACAAGCAUUUGUCUGGGCUGAAUACACAAAAGAAAUUGUGAACCCAGUCCUCGGGGAACAAGGUGUUGGUGGUGCUAUGGCUAUAUAUGGAGUUUUUGAUGCAAUUAGUUCGCUUGCAGCUGGUCGAUUUACAUCCGGUCUUUCAUCGAUCACAAUAAUAGUCUCAGGUGGAAUGUUGAUCCAGCUCAUUGUACUGCUUUGGCUUCUGCUGAGCUACAGCGUGGUGAGUGGCAUACUCGGUACGAUUCUCCCGCUUCUGAUAGGGGCCUUAUGGGGAAUUGGCGAUGGAGUGCUAAACACACAGCUGAGUGCAUUGCUAGGAAUUCUAUUCAAACAUGAUCUGGAAGGAGCUUUUGCGCAGCUGAAGCUGUGGCAGAGCGCUUCAAUUGCUGUGGUGUUUUUCAUAAGCACAUCUAUAUCGUUUCAGGCAAUGCUUGUUAUCAUGGUUGUGGCUCUGUGCCUCUCGAUGGGUGGGUUUCUUUAUCUCACACUGAACGUGGAGAAAGCGGUUGCAGGGCGUGUUUCUUGACCGACUGCGGAAGGAUAAUUCCAACCCAACAUGCUGGUGAAAUAUUAUGUCUCUGCUUGACCUUUGUGUACAGAUAAACGAGCAUGUGGUUGCAGAUUCAUUCCCUUUUUUUAGCCAUUUUGUUUUCUCCUUUAUUGAUGAAGUGUGAUCUGUAAUUUUGCUUCAUGAAAUGGCUUGUUGAUAUGUAAUGCUAUGCGACUGUUAUUCAUCAAUCAAAUGUGAAGUUUGAGUUAUUUCUCCA
This is a messenger RNA of Salvia hispanica, 1735 nucleotides long. RefSeq names its product Major facilitator superfamily protein. The record is from RefSeq and is a predicted model, not a curated record. Gene Ontology annotation, biological process: potassium ion homeostasis. Lineage: Eukaryota; Viridiplantae; Streptophyta; Magnoliopsida; Lamiales; Lamiaceae.